Cooperia oncophora is the source of this 894-nucleotide messenger RNA. The record is from the annotation of a GenBank genome assembly. Lineage: Eukaryota; Metazoa; Nematoda; Chromadorea; Rhabditida; Trichostrongylidae.
AUGGGGGUGGAUUAUAAUACUAAGAGGAAAAGAGUAUGGGGCACUGGUCAGCUGGAAGCCUUGGCAAGGAUAAAGCAACAAUCACGGGUCACAGCGCUCAUGGUGAACGUCGACAUUACGAGCUGUUCAACAUUUUUCGUGUUCCUAUCUACGACCGAUAUAACAUCGUUCUUUCUCAAUUUUAAACAUUACGCCAGGACGGCUGAGGCGCAUCUUCAGAUCCAGCUUGCUGAGAUACCCUACAUUCGGAGCCGCUUACAUUACCUCAACAAAUAUCGUUCCGAUCCCGAUGUGCUACAUAUCGCACGUCAACCGGAACGAGCCAAUGUCGAUGAGUUCGAGGUGUUGCGCCUACGGGAACAGAGUCUUCGGAAAAAGCUGCAGCAAGUCAUGGAGAAAAACACUGAAAAAGCUGUGGGGGAUUCGCGUGACGCGGCUAUGGUCGCUGUUGUUGGGUACACGAACUCUGGGAAAACGAGCUUAGUGAAGUGUCUUACCGGAGCUGCAAGCCUAAAUCCUAAAGAUCGCCUUUUCGCCACACUGGACACUACGAGGCACUCUGCCAGGCUCCCGUCAGGUCGCAAAGUAGUGUUUACGGACACCAUUGGAUUUCUGAGUGAUCUACCUAUUCACCUGUUGGCUGCCUUCCAAGCAACACUCUCCCAUGUGACGUUGGCUGAUGUCAUCAUUCAUAUUCGUGAUCUGUCGAACCCGGACUGGCCCGCGCAAAGCGAAGACGUGGAAUUGACCUUAGGACAGAUUGGUCUGCCUCCAGAUCGCUUAAAUGAUAUUGACUUAGAUGGGGCACCGUUAACAUCUUCUUCAGGUGCAAUGAGGAUCUCGUGUAAAACUUCUGAAGGGAUAGAAAAUCUCAUUGAGAAGGUAGACGAGUAA